Magnolia sinica is the source of this 1730-nucleotide messenger RNA. RefSeq lists its product as uncharacterized. The record is from RefSeq and is a predicted model, not a curated record. The coding region runs from base 171 to 1331 and encodes 386 amino acids. NCBI's taxonomy places the organism in Eukaryota, Viridiplantae, Streptophyta, Magnoliopsida, Magnoliales, Magnoliaceae. The transcript has 5 exons.
UCCAACUCCGUUAGAAGGGUAGAAAGGGCCAGAGCCUCCUUAGCAAGAAGUCGCGCAGGCGGGAUUCCGGCUCGUUCCAGAGCGGCCCACCAAUUUUGCCGUGAACGUGGUUGAUAGAUUUCCACAGAGAAAGAAGAGAAGAAAAGAGGGGAAAAGAAGGAGAGAAGGGAAUGGAGGUAGCAGCAGCUGCAGCAGCUUCGCCCGUCCCGAACAGCAACGACACGAACGGCAGCACUCCACCUCGGCGCUCAAAGCAAACUCUCCGCGGCCUCAACAAGCCCAAAUGCAUCAAGUGCGGCAACGUCGCCCGUUCCAGGUGCCCAUAUCAGUCAUGCAAGAGUUGCUGUGCAAAAGCUGAAAAUCCAUGUUAUAUACAUGUUCUCAAACAGAAUUCCACUUUGCCGGACAAGCCACCAUCUUCAGGCUCUCCUUUGUUCGAUCAAUCGUCCUCUGACGUGUCUACCACAGGGUCUUCUCUAAGGGUCUCCUCACUUCGGCAACUUUCCAACAAUUUUGCACAAUUCAAUAGAGCUCAUAUUCCUCUCCGAGCAAGGAGACCGUUGUCACGGAAGGAUGCUGCAGCUAUAAAUGCGUGGAGGUUUUCCAAGUUGAAAGAUCACAAUGACAGUAACGUUGAAGCUGAAAACGAAGCAUUCGACAGGUACAUGCAGAAUGUUAGUUUACUGGAGGAAGCAUUUUUUGUCGAUCCUUCUUCAGAAGGACUUGCACCAGAUGGCCCACUUACUGGACUGGAAGCUACCACUUCUGGCGUGGAUGAGCCCUUCAAAAUGAUAUCAGGUAUGAAGGCAAGGCUAAAAUCAAACAUUGAGAGAGCAGAUAACUUCAGGAAAAGAUUACGAGAUCUUGUUGACCAAGGGUUGAGGAAGUUACAGAGAAGUGAGUUUGACGAUGAGGGGAGGUUGGCAAGUGCAGAAGAUUCCAAGAGUGAGAAAGAGCUUAGAAGGCCCCAAAAGGCAGACAAAUGGUGGUGUGAAAGGUCUGCCGCAGUAAAUGAUCUUCUUGAUAAAUUGACCAAAGCCCGAACCAUGGAUGAACUGAAGGUCUGCAUGGAGACUAAGUUACCAUUGUUUGGUUGGAAUGAAUCCGCCGAUUCUUUGGCCUUUGAAGAAGCUGUUUCUCAUGAAAAUGAGGACGGUCAGACGUCAUAUGGCCAGAGUGCUGGAGAUACAUCAAUACCCAGACAAGAAUCAGGAUCAUCUUCAUCGUCAUUAUCUCUACCAAAUCUGUGCAGGGCGGUUGAGAUCAAUCAAGAGGCUCUUUCCAAUAUCAACACGGACUUCUCUUCACUCGAUAAAAUAGCUGAUCUAUGACAAUGGGUGAAAUUGUAGAAUGGAAACUUAAAUGAGGUGGGUCGUCCUAUGUUGAUAUUGUAGCGAUUGAUUUGCCUCCAGAUUUCAGGGGAGCAGCAGCAUCGGAAAUUGCCAUUGGAAAGAAGUAGAACAAAUGUUUUGUAGGUGUUCGAUAUCAUGUAGCAUUGCGGGGCUGAGUAGCAAAGGAAAUGGCAGCGCUGUCUUGGUUUUAUUUUCUUUUACUCCUUAGUUGAAUGUAUCAUUCUAAGCUCCUGAUUUUUCAAUGGGGAGUUACAAACAUGGAGAAAAAAGUAGGCCCAUGUACCACAAUUAAUGGGUAUAGUACGGAUUUCUCAAUAGCAUCCUCUUAAAUGACAUUGGUCCACAUAAAUCAAUUGAUCAAUCUGUGGUUCAGUUUAA